Trichosurus vulpecula (common brushtail) is the source of this 573-nucleotide messenger RNA. RefSeq names its product GLIPR1-like protein 2. The record is from RefSeq and is a predicted model, not a curated record. Bases 1 to 573 code for a protein of 190 amino acids. The transcript is spliced from 3 exons. Lineage: Eukaryota; Metazoa; Chordata; Mammalia; Diprotodontia; Phalangeridae.
AUGCCUGGUACCCGAGGCGUGAGGCACAGUGGCCAAGUUGAAGCCAUGAGGCCUUGCCUGAGCGUUUUCUUGCUCCUAAUCCUCAGGGUCAAAGGGUCAUCAAAGAGCAACGUUCUCGAGAUUGAUGAUGUCGAAUUUAUCCAUGAGUGUGUGGAGAUGCACAAUUUGCUUCGGACACGGCUUACCCCGCCGGCAGCCAAUGUCCAGUUCAUAACUUGGGAUGAGGGUUUGGCAAAGACUGCCAGAGCCUGGGCAAAGAAAUGUGUUCCUGAAGGUAAUAUUCAUUUAGAAGAAAUGAGAAAAUCUCAUCCUGUUUUUAGUGGCCUUGGUGAAAAUAUGUGGACUGGGCCUGAUAAUGAAUAUUCCGCAACUAUUGCUAUCAAAGCUUGGUUCAGUGAAGCCAAGUUCUACAAUUAUGAAAAUAAUUCAUGUUCAGGCAUCUGUUCUCAUUAUAUUCAGUACGGUGGAAAUCCUAUGAGAAGGCCCUAUAAAGCAGGAAGAUUUUGUACCCAAUGUAACGAGGGAGAUGAAUGCCGGGAUAUGCUAUGCAGUAAGAUUAAGGCAAUAAGUUGA